Molecule: messenger RNA, 1576 nt
Organism: Notechis scutatus (mainland tiger snake)
Lineage: Eukaryota; Metazoa; Chordata; Lepidosauria; Squamata; Elapidae
Product: zinc finger protein RFP-like
Molecular function (GO): zinc ion binding
Source: RefSeq, a predicted model, not a curated record
GGAGCCAUGGCUACCGCUGAUGCUGCUGGAGCUGCUGCUAGCUUACUGACCUCGACUGUCUGUGAGGUCCACAACAAACCUCUGGAGUUCUUUUGCCAAAAUGAGUUGGCUUUGAUCUGCACCCAGUGUGCCAAAAGCAAGAAGCAUCACACUCACACUGUUCUCUCCAUACAAGAAGCAGCCCAAAAAAACAAGGCUGAAAUCCAGAGUCACGUGAAAAAGGGAAGAGAAGUUGCCAGGAUGUAUGAGAAGCAUGUUGAAAUGAGCACUCAGAAUCUGUGGAAAAAGCCAGGAGAAGAACGUCGCAAAUUGGUGCGGGAAUUCGAGCAGUUCCACCAGGCUGUGAAGGAUCAAAUGCAGUUCCUACUUUCCCAUUUGGAAGAACUGAAAAUCAACAUCUUGGACUACCAGAAAAAAAAUCACGCCAGGCACACCGCCAAUACCAUCGAACUGAACACCUUGAUUGGAGACAUAGAGAGAAAGUGUGAUCAGCCAGAGGCUGAAUUCUUGAAGCAAAUGACCCAAGUCAACAGCUUGGUCAGUAACCUAGAGAAGUUGCGUAAGCAGCUCCCUGAAGAAUGUCUGAAGGAAUUUAAAAUUAUUUCAAACUGCUUGGGUGAAGAAAAGUACAUGGAAAACAAUCUUGGUGACCUGGAACAGAGAUUGGAAAAAAUCACUGAACAAAAUAAGGUUCUGAAGGAGACACUGAAAGCAUUGAAAGCUAAAAUACAAAUCGAAGUAAUAAAAAUAAUGGACAACUGCCUGAAAUCUUAUGAGAAAGCAAAUGUGUUUUUCGAUCGGGACACCCUGAGCCACAUGCUGGUUCUUUCAAGUGACCAGAUAACUGUCAAGUGGAAUGGAGAAUUGAAGGAAAAAACCCCUUACCACUGGAUGAGGUUCGAAAAAGAUGCCUGCGUGCUUGGAAGCGAAGGGUUCGCCUCAGGGAGAAUCUAUUGGGAAAUAAACGUGGAAGAAGGGAAGAUCUGGGCUGUGGGAGUCGCCAAAGAGUCGGUGGAGAGAAAGCACUUAAUAAAAUUUGCUCCCGAAAAUGGCAUUUGGGGACUGGGUUUAGAUGAGCAGAAAAAAUACAUGGCAUAUACCAAUUCUGGAGUUGCUCCUUUGGAUCUGUCCGAGCCUCUCCGAAAGAUCCGGGUACAGCUAGAUUACACCGCAGGGCAGGUGUCGUUUUUCAAUGCUGGGACCAAUGGUUGGAUCUUUACCUUCCCUCCAGCAAACUUUUCUGGAGAAAAUAUCUACCCUUGGUUCUGGGUUAAGGGAGGGCUGCUCAAGCUGCCAGCCAUAGACUUUGAAGAGCUGGCAGCUGACCUGGUGUGGGGAAGGUAUAGUGAGGUGCCUCUUUACGGAGACCCCUGGGAAUUUUUUAAUGAACCUUGGUGAAGUCCUAAGCAGAUGGGCCAUCUCCUACCAUGCAUUCUCCUUGGUUCCUCUUAAUCAGAUGUUUUAUUCCCUUGUUAGAAGCAUGGAGGCCCAGCUUCAAUGUAGGAGCUUUAGAUUUGGGUGGCCGUGACCAGAGGUGGUAUUCAGUAGGUUCUGACCAGUUCUGGAGAACCGGUAG